CCAAAUACUGAAAUAUAUCUCAGAAGCACUGAAACCGAAGAAACUCGCCUACGACGACUACAAAGUCACAUUCACAGUUGCCCGGCACCAAACCUCGUCAUUGUCCUUGAAGAAACAAUCAGAAUAUGAUCAUAUGCUCGAGUGUGUGUUGAAAAUGAAGGCUCCUGCAGCAAAGAUUGUCAUCGAGGCCUUGAAGAAACCUGAUCCACUAACGAAACGAAAACACGGCGAUGACUCGAGUGGGGACAGCGAUGCAAGUCAGGGCACCGAUAGCAAGAGUGAUAGCAACACCAGGAAGAAAAAGAAGAAGAAGAAGAAGAAGGACCCUAGUGAACUCCCACUCAACAUCGAGCUUUCAGCGCAGAUGAAGCUCUUGCAAAAUCGAUACGCGUGCAACAAACCUGGCUGCCUCAGUUCUGGCUAUUGCUACAUCCUACCUGACAAUAGUGCCCAUUUCACACUCUCUCAUCGGCAUAUAUCAGUAUGGGCAGCUGCACUGGCCGCUAAACCUCCAAUUACAACAAUCGAAAAACCGCCCAACCACAAAGAAUUCGAUGGACUAUCAUCAAAUCUCCUAUCCGACACUGCUCCAUUGAUCCAGCGCCAACUCGCUCAGCGAAACGGCACACAAUCUGCCCCAUCUGCAUCGAAUACUCUGACAAUCAAUUUCAAUGUUCCAAACGACUUCUUUAGCUAUCUACGACCUGCUGCAGCACCCACCCUCCACCAUAUUGCCAACACACACACCAUUGACAUCCCACUCCUUUCUGUCUCUGCAAGGCCCGGUCCAGACAUGUCCCUCGCAGACUUCUGCAUUGCAUUUGAACUCUCGCAGGACAUACUCACCAAACUCGCUGACAAUGGCUAUACGGGGAUGCGAACCAUCAGGUAUAUCAUUGUUUCUGAGCUGAAGGAGAUGGGUUUCAAGAACGGUGAAAUCACUGCAAUGAAAGACGCUGUCGCACGAUGGGCUAUGAAGGACUGAUUCAGACUGAUUCUCGCAUAGAAGUUCAGAUUGCUCUGUAUUGUUAUUGUCAUGUACUUGUAUUGGGACACAAUUUGAAAGCCAUGAACUAGAAA
Messenger RNA from Suillus subalutaceus, 1080 nucleotides. RefSeq lists its product as uncharacterized. The record is from RefSeq and is a predicted model, not a curated record. The transcript has 4 exons. Bases 134 to 985 code for a protein of 283 amino acids. NCBI's taxonomy places the organism in Eukaryota, Fungi, Basidiomycota, Agaricomycetes, Boletales, Suillaceae.